AUGACAGUCCUUUCUUCUUGCUUUCAUUUACAACUUUCGUCUUGUUUUUUUCAAUACGUUCUCUUCGCGUUCCUUCUCUACGUUCUUCUCACAUUUCUUCUUCACAUUCUUCUUGCAUUCCUUCAUUACUUUCUUUUCGCAAUCCUUCUCUACGUUCUCCACUCCUUCCUUCUCUACGUUCUUCUCUCCUUCCUUUUCUACGUUCUCCUCUCCUUCCUUUUCUACGUUCUUCUCUCCUUCCUUUUCUACGUUCUUCUCUCCUUCCUUUUCUACGUUAUUCUCGCAUUCCUUCACUAUUUUCUUCUCACUUUCCUUCGCAGUCCUUUCUCUUCGCUUUCAAUUACAACUUUCGUCUUGCUUUUUUUCAAUACGUUCUUCUCGUGUUCCUUCUCUACAUUCUUCUUGCAUUCCUUUAUUACUUUCUUUUCGCAAUCCUUUUCUACGUUCUUAUCUCGUUCCUUUUCUACGUUUUCCACUCAUCCCUUCUCUACGUUCUCCAUUCGUUCCUUCUCUACAUUCUUCUCGCAAUCCUUCUCUCCAUACUUCUGGCUUUCCUUCUCUUCGUUCUUCUCGCUUUCCACUACUUUCUUCUCGAAUUCUUUCAACGCAUUCUUAUCAUUAUACAAACGUAAUUCGGCUUCUUGCUUUCUUUGCAUCCCUUCUACCUCUCUUAUUCAGUCUUUCUUUCUUUCUUUUUUGCAUCCCUUCUACCUCUCUUAUUCCGUCUUUCUUUCUUUCUUUUUUGCAUCCCUUCUACCUCUCUUAUUCAGUCUUUCUUUCUUUCUUUUUUGCAUCCCUUCUACCUCUCUUAUUCAGUCUUUCUUUCUUUCUUUUUUGCAUCCCUUCUACCUCUCUUAUUCAGUCUUUCUUUCUUUCUUUUUGCAUCCUUCUAUCUUAUUCAGUCUUUCUUUCUUUCUUUUUUGCAUCCCUUCUAACUCUCUUAUUCAGUCUUUCUUUCUUUCUUUUUUGCAUCCCUUCUACCUCUCUUAUUCAGUCUUUCUUUCUUUCUUUUUUGCAUCCCUUCUACCUCUCUUAUUCAGUCUUUCUUUCUUUUUUGCAUCCCUUCUACCUCUCUUAUUCAGUCUUUCUUUCUUUCUUUUUUGCAUCCCUUCUAACUCUCUUAUUCAGUCUUUCUUUCUUUCUUUUUGCAUCCUUCUACCUCUCUUAUUCUGUCUUUCUUUCUUUCUUUUUGCAUCCCUUCUACCUCUCUUAUUCAGUCUUUCUUUCUUUUUUUUGCAUCGCUUCUACCUCUCUUAUUCAGUCUUUCUUUCUUUCUUUUUGCAUCCCUUCUACCUCUCUUAUUCUGUCUUUCUUUCUUUCUUUUUGCAUCCUUCUAACUCUCUUAUUCAGUCUUUCUUUCUUUCUUUUUUUGCAUCCUUCUACCUCUCUUAUUUAGUCUUUCUUUCUUUCUUUUUGCAUCCCUUCUACCUCUCUUAUUCAGUCUUUCUUUCUUUUUUUGCAUCCCUUCUACCUCUCUUUAUUCAGUCUUUCUUUCUUUUUUUUUUGCAUCCUUCUAACUCUCUUAUUCAGUCUUUCUUUUCUUUUUUUGCAUCCCUUCUACCUCUCUUAUUCAGUCUUUCUUUCUUUUUUGCAUCCCUUCUGCCUCUAUUAUUCAGUCUUUCUUUACAUCACCUCUACCACUAUUAUUCAGUUAACUUGAAAGCUCCGGCCAGGGAACAAGUCAUAAAAGCGGCGGGAAAGGAAAUCACCCGUAGUGUCUUUGACGAAGCACAGAGAGAAAUCUAUGAAUUCAUGAUGCGAGACCCUUACGUUCGAUUCCUUCAAUCGGAAGCCUAUGCUGAAGCCUGCAAAUAA
Acanthosepion pharaonis is the source of this 1815-nucleotide messenger RNA. NCBI's taxonomy places the organism in Eukaryota, Metazoa, Mollusca, Cephalopoda, Sepiida, Sepiidae. The record is from the annotation of a GenBank genome assembly.